AUGGCCUAUGACCGCUUUGUUGCCAUCUGCAGACCCCUGCACUACGGGACCAUCAUGGGCAGCAGAGCUUGUGUCAAAAUGGCAGCAGCUGCCUGGGCCAGUGGUUUUCUCCAUGCUCUCCUGCACACUGCUAACACAUUUUCAAUACCACUCUGCCAAGGCAACACAGUGGAGCAGUUCUUCUGUGAAAUUCCCCAGAUCCUCAAGCUCUCCUGCUCAGAUUCCUACCUCAGGGAAGUGGGGCUUCUUGUGAUUACUGCCUGUUUAGGCUUUGGGUGUUUCGUUUUCAUUGUGCUGUCCUACGUGCAGAUCUUCACUGCUGUGCUGAGGAUCCCCUCUGAGCAGGGCCGGCACAAAGCCUUUUCCAUGUGCCUCCCGCACCUGGCCGUGGUCUCCCUGUUUAUCAGUACCUCAUUUUUUGCCUACCUGAAGCCCCCCUCCAUCUCUUCCACAGCUGUGGAUCUGGUGGUGGCUGUUCUGUACUCGGUGGUGCCUCCGGCAGUGAACCCCCUCAUCUACAGCAUGAGGAACAAGGAGCUCAAGGAUGCCCUGAAGAAACUGAUUCAAUGGGUACAACGUCAGCACCAAUAA
This is a messenger RNA of Dromaius novaehollandiae (emu), 591 nucleotides long. Its product is annotated as olfactory receptor 14J1-like. Gene Ontology annotation, molecular function: olfactory receptor activity; odorant binding. The coding region runs from base 1 to 591 and encodes 196 amino acids. The record is from RefSeq and is a predicted model, not a curated record. Gene Ontology annotation, cellular component: membrane. The transcript has a single exon. NCBI's taxonomy places the organism in Eukaryota, Metazoa, Chordata, Aves, Casuariiformes, Dromaiidae. Gene Ontology annotation, biological process: G protein-coupled receptor signaling pathway.